CUCGCGCGCCCAAGAGCGUUCCCCUGUCCUUUUCGGGCUGGGCUGUCUCCUUCCCGCUCCCAGUACUCCGCAGCCGGGCUCUCACACCUCCCCUCACUCUCCACGAGUUCCACGCCUCGCGGUGUGGCUCCGCCCCUGUCCCCGAGUCCGCCCCCGCAACCGUCCGAGCGUGUGCACUCCUUUCCCUUCACUCUCCUGCUAUCCAGCGGGUCUGGGUCUCAACGGCCUCCCUCGGACGCCUACGCGCACUCUCCCUCUGCGGCCACCGCUGCCCCCGCCCGCAGCUAGCCGCCUUCGAUCUGGACUCGGGGUCGCGCGCCCUGACUCCGCCCCCCCACUCAGCGGACUCGCGCACUCCCGCCCCGGCCUCUACCCCGCGCAGGCCGCGGAGAGCCUGGCCACCUCCCCCUCCUUCUCCGCUCCUUUCGAGCUCCCCGGGCGCUCUCGCUCUCGCGCUCUCCGAGGCGAGCGCGCUCCCGGCCCGCGCGCUCCGGGCUCCGGCUUCUCCCGGCUCCUGUCAGUGCGGUGACUGCGCUGGGAAACAUGGCGACCGAAGGAAUGAUCCUCACUAACCACGACCAUCAAAUCCGUGUCGGAGUGCUCACAGUGAGUGAUAGUUGCUUCAGGAAUCUUGCAGAAGAUCGCAGUGGGAUAAAUCUCAAAGAUCUCGUACAAGAUCCUUCUUUGUUGGGUGGGACUAUAUCAGCAUACAAGAUAGUACCAGAUGAAAUAGAAGAAAUCAAGGAAACCCUGAUCGAUUGGUGUGAUGAAAAGGAACUUAACUUGAUAUUAACAACUGGAGGAACAGGGUUUGCACCACGAGAUGUCACUCCAGAGAAAUUCCCAACAUUCCCAUUUUGUGGGCUCCAGAAAGGGGCCACAAAAGAAGUAAUAGAACGGGAAGCGCCAGGGAUGGCCCUGGCAAUGCUGAUGGGAUCACUUAAUGUUACACCUCUGGGCAUGCUCUCUAGGCCUGUAUGUGGAAUCAGAGGGAAAACUCUCAUAAUUAACCUGCCAGGUAGCAAGAAAGGAUCUCAGGAAUGCUUUCAGUUUAUACUGCCAGCUCUACCUCAUGCCAUUGACCUUUUACGUGAUGCCAUUGUAAAAGUAAAGGAAGUUCAUGAUGAACUUGAAGAUUUACCUUCCCCACCACCUCCUCUGUCCCCUCCUCCCACAACUAGCCCACAUAAACAGACAGAAGACAAAGGGGUUCAAUGUGAGGAAGAGGAAGAAGAGAAGAAAGACAGUGGUGUUGCUUCAACAGAAGAUAGUUCUUCAUCACAUAUAACUGCAGCAGCCAUUGCUGCCAAGAUUCCAGACUCCAUCAUAUCUCGUGGCGUUCAGGUGCUCCCACGAGACACUGCUUCCCUCAGCACUACUCCUUCAGAAUCGCCUCGUGCUCAGGCUACAUCUCGCCUUUCUACAGCUUCCUGCCCAACACCAAAACAAAUUAGACGGCCGGAUGAAAGCAAAGGAGUUGCUAGUAGAGUUGGAUCCCUCAAAGCUCGGCUUCCCUCGUGCUCAUCUACCUAUAGUGUAUCUGAGGUCCAGUCCAGGUGCAGCAGCAAGGAGAACAUUCUCAGAGCCAGUCACAGUGCUGUUGACAUCACCAAGGUGGCUAGAAGACACCGCAUGUCUCCUUUUCCUCUAACGUCUAUGGACAAAGCCUUCAUCACAGUCCUGGAGAUGACUCCGGUGCUUGGGACAGAAAUCAUCAACUACCGAGAUGGAAUGGGGCGAGUCCUUGCUCAAGAUGUAUAUGCAAAAGACAACCUACCCCCCUUUCCAGCAUCAGUAAAAGAUGGCUAUGCUGUUCGAGCUGCUGAUGGCCCAGGAGAUCGUUUCAUCAUUGGGGAAUCCCAAGCUGGUGAGCAGCCGACUCAGACAGUAAUGCCAGGACAAGUCAUGCGGGUUACAACAGGUGCUCCAAUCCCCUGCGGUGCUGAUGCAGUAGUACAAGUAGAAGAUACUGAACUAAUCAGGGAAUCUGAUGAUGGCACCGAGGAACUUGAAGUACGAAUUCUGGUGCAAGCUCGACCAGGCCAAGAUAUCAGACCCAUCGGCCAUGACAUUAAAAGAGGGGAGUGCGUUUUGGCCAAAGGAACCCAUAUGGGCCCCUCAGAGAUUGGUCUUCUGGCAACUGUAGGUGUCACAGAGGUUGAAGUUAAUAAGUUUCCAGUUGUUGCAGUCAUGUCAACAGGGAAUGAGCUGCUAAAUCCUGAAGAUGACCUUUUACCAGGAAAGAUUCGAGACAGCAAUCGUUCAACCCUCUUAGCAACAAUUCAGGAACAUGGUUACCCCACAAUCAACUUGGGAAUUGUGGGAGACAACCCAGAUGACUUACUCAAUGCCUUGAAUGAGGGUAUCAGUCGUGCUGAUGUCAUCAUCACAUCAGGGGGUGUAUCCAUGGGGGAAAAGGACUAUCUCAAGCAGGUGCUGGACAUUGAUCUUCAUGCUCAGAUCCAUUUUGGCAGGGUUUUUAUGAAACCAGGCCUGCCAACAACAUUUGCAACUUUGGAUAUUGAUGGUGUAAGAAAAAUAAUCUUUGCACUACCAGGGAAUCCCGUGUCAGCCGUGGUCACCUGCAAUCUCUUUGUGGUGCCUGCACUGAGAAAGAUGCAGGGCAUCUUGGAUCCUCGGCCCACCAUCAUCAAAGCCAGGUUAUCAUGUGAUGUAAAACUGGACCCUCGCCCAGAAUACCAUCGGUGUAUACUGACUUGGCAUCACCAAGAACCACUGCCUUGGGCACAGAGUACAGGUAAUCAGAUGAGCAGCCGUCUGAUGAGCAUGCGCAGUGCCAACGGGUUGUUGAUGCUACCUCCAAAGACAGAGCAGUAUGUGGAGCUCCACAAGGGCGAGGUGGUGGAUGUCAUGGUCAUUGGACGGCUAUGAUGGUCACCAGAGCAAGAAAGCUUGAUGCAUGUCCACAUAUCAUUGACUGUAUCCUGUAAUAUGCAACGGCACAGCUAGUUUUUCUGAUUUGGAUAAAAGUUGAUCUGUAUAGUCAACAUCUUGAACUAUAUUUCAGAAGAAUUUAAAUACCUUUUAAAGAAAAAAACACCUAAAAAUAAAUCUUAACAGACAACUCUAUUCUGAUUAUAUCAAAGCAAAUUUUUCCUUUCCUGCAAAUUGCUUUGUGUGUUCAAUGCUAGGUCUGAUAGCGAUAGCUUUUAGUAGACAGCAGUAGGUGCCUGCAGAACUUGUGUUUUUCUCAUCUUUAAAAUACAACUAAUUAUGCUCUUAAUCAAGGCUGUCUGCUUAUUUAUACUAGCGUAGGCAACACUUGGAUUUUCCUUCUUAGUAUGCUUCAUAACGCUUUUCAGAGAGCUUUUGCUUGUUCUUUAUCAUGUAUCUCGUGUUUAUGUGCACAGUGCCAACAGAAGAGUGACUGGGUGGAGGCCCUGCCCUGCCUCAGGGAGAAACCUCCCCUGCAGAGCAUGGGGAGGUGCCUCCCCCCAGUAGCCUCAAGGCACAGUACUCUUGGGCAGUAACUGGAUACCUUUUAUUUGAGUAAACAAACUGGGGGGGAAAAUUGCUUCCUUAAGUGCUGACAGCCUUUUUAACCAAUACAUUUAAAAUUGUACAGAACAAAAAAUAAAAUCAAAGACUGAUCUUGUACAGAUAUUAGUGUUACCAGCAUUCAUGUGGAAAUCAAGAGCAAAGAAAAAAUAAUGUUAAACAACUCUGUACCAUAACAUUUUCUGUAAUGAUACUGAACCUUAAUGAAUAAAAAAAAAAUCCUUGAUCAUUAUUUAAAAA
This is a messenger RNA of Lontra canadensis (Northern American river otter), 3759 nucleotides long. RefSeq names its product gephyrin (gene GPHN). Gene Ontology annotation, biological process: glycine receptor clustering; molybdenum incorporation into molybdenum-molybdopterin complex; establishment of synaptic specificity at neuromuscular junction. The record is from RefSeq and is a predicted model, not a curated record. The coding region runs from base 544 to 2892 and encodes 782 amino acids. Gene Ontology annotation, molecular function: molybdopterin molybdotransferase activity. Gene Ontology annotation, cellular component: postsynaptic specialization; postsynaptic membrane; cytosol. The transcript is spliced from 25 exons. Lineage: Eukaryota; Metazoa; Chordata; Mammalia; Carnivora; Mustelidae.